This is a messenger RNA of Acanthoscelides obtectus, 1426 nucleotides long. NCBI's taxonomy places the organism in Eukaryota, Metazoa, Arthropoda, Insecta, Coleoptera, Chrysomelidae. The record is from the annotation of a GenBank genome assembly.
UAUUGUGCCUCACUGUUAAAAGGUGCAAAAUGGCAGCAAAAAAAAAGAAAGUUUUCCGAAGAUUACGUUAAGUUUGGAUUUACCUUCAUAGAAAAGACGAGUUACAAUUGCCUCAGUGUGUGAUAUGUAUGAAAGUUUCAAGUAAUGAUAGCAUAAGGCCCGAUCGCCUUGAAAGGCAUUUAAAGCAACAACAUCCUGCUCUAGUUUUGAAGACGAAAGAGUUUUCUCUUCUAAAGAUGAAUCACUCAAGCGGAUGAGACUGGAUACAUUGGGAAGUUAUCAUACAGGUGUAUCGCAGCUUCUCAAAGCUUCAUUUGAAAUAGCUUUCAUGAUAGCAAAGCAAAAGAAACCUCAUUCUAUCGGUGAAGAAUUAAUAAAACCAUGUGUCCUAAAAACCACGCAGAUAAUUUUAGGAAAAGAUGCAGAGCAAAAAAUGAAGUCUAUUUCUCUUUCGAAUAACACAUUCAAGCGUAGAAUCGAUGACAUUGCAGCAGACAUAAGGUCACAAAUAAUUAACAAAGUAAAAUUAUCGCCAUUUUGUGCCAUUAGUUGCGAUGAAUCCUCCGACAUCGUUAAUUGUGCUCAGUUAGUAGUUUAUGUUCGUUACAUCGACGGAGAUAUCAUUCAAGAAGAGAAUUUGUACUCCCAAUCUUUGACAGCAGGUACUACAUCUGAAGAUAUAUCGAAUUUUGUUGAAAAAAAUGAUUUGGAAUGGAAGAAACUCAUUGGACUUUGCACAGAUGGCGCACCUUCAAUGAUAGGUGUACAAUCGGGCUUAGCUAAAAAGCUCAAGGAAAAAAAACCCGCAAUGGUUAGUACACAUUGUGUUUGUUAUUCAUCGGCACGCUUUGGCUUCCAAAACAUUGUCACAGAAAUUACGCCAGACUUUGGACUCGGCUAUAAGAAUUGUAAAUUACAUCAAGAGCAGCGCUUUGAACACUCAGUUAUUUACUUUACUUUGCGAGGAUCUCGAUUCUGAUCACAAAGUUUUUCUGUUCCAUACAGAAGUACGCUGGCUGUCUAAAGGCAACAUGUUGGCUGGCCUUUAUGAAUUGAAGGAAGAGGUAAUUCUUUUUCGUGAGUUCAAAGAAAAACACGAAUUCUUGACAAUGUUCAAAGAUGACAGAUCAGUGGAGGUUGGCUUAUUUAACUGACAUAUUUUUACUCCUUGAAUGUGCUAAACCUGAAACUUCAUGGCAGAAACAACACUAUAAUAAACAAUUAUGAUUAUAGUCAGGGGUUCAUAUCAAAGCUUUAACUUUGGAAUCAAAAAGUGUCUUCUGAAAAUGUUAUCUCUUCUUCUCGGCUGUUUGAAGCAAUUAAAAAUAACAUACUGGACGCAAAUUUAAAAGCUGACAUAAAAACUCAUUUGCAAGCGCUGGAAGACAAAUUUCGCCCAUACCAUCGAGACAUCAAUUCAGAGUCA